GACAUUACUUCGAUCAAUCACAGAUGAUCCAAUCCAACGCUCUUCGAUUUUGAUAAAACAUGAAAUUGAAUUCAGGGAUUGGAAUGAGAAAAACGAUAAUUUUCCCUUAAAACUAAGUUUUCAAUAACAUCGUGUAUGUAUUUUUCGGCAAUGAAUCGAUUAGAGCCAGGAAUCAUUUGUAAUACCAAAACACAAAUAAACCUGCUGAGAAAUUAGUUUGUUAAUCUGCAUAAUGAACUGCGAAUUUGAAUCUCUCGAUUCAUAGUUUAUGGAAAAUAAAGAAGGUAUAUCGACAAAAACAAACAACUCUUCGUUGUGCCCCAUGACUCCCUAUAUUGAAUUGACCAGGGUUUUCAAAGAUGGAGCUACCUGAUUCAAUUCAAGUCGUUUCAGACAAAUACCUUCAAAAUAUAAGUGAUGCCUUCAAAACUUUAUACAAUGAAGAACAACUUUCAGAUGUAACAAUAUACUGCAAGGAAGGUUCUUUGAAAGCCCAUAAAUUGAUUUUAGCAGCGAGCAGUCCUUAUUUCUGCAAAAUCUUCAGGGAAAACAGAAACGAAUUCCCAAUCCUCAUACUACAUGGAACCUCGAUGACUCAGAUGAAAAAUUUGAUCGAUCUCUUGUACACUGGAAUAACUGAUGUUAAGAAGGAUGAUAUUGAAUCCUUAAAUAGACUGAUAAGAGAAUUCGAAAUCAAAGGAGUGAAUUUUGGGCAAGAGACAUCAUCCAGUAAUGUGAGAUUGGAAAUAAAUGGAAGUAAUGUAUCUCCAGACAGUAUACACAAUAGAGAUACAAGGUUCAAGGGUAAAAAAAGGGUUGCAGUAGAUUAUGAGCACGAUGAAAAUCUACCAUCUACUUCGAAGAUUGAUACCAGUGAAAAUCAUCUACCUAAGAGAUCCAAUUUAGAAAAUAGUCAUAACGAGGAACUUAAUCAAGUAAAGAUAGAAGCACCCUCUCCCGUACCAACUGAAAGUACAAUUUUUUCUAUGAGUGAUAUAAACAGUAUAUCUGAUAGAAGUUCAUAUACAAGUAAUUCAACAAAUAAAAUUUCCGCUUGGGCAAAAAAACAAAGGAAAUUCAAAUGUCAUCUGUGUCCUAGCAGCUUCAAAAGAUCAUCUCAUCUUUCCCGUCAUCAGCUAGUCCACACUGGAGAGAGACCAUAUUCUUGCAACAGAUGUGAUAAAGCAUUUUCCAGAGUAGACAAACUGAAGCAUCACAUAAGAAAAGCCCACGAAUUCAUACCAGAUUCUAUGUACGAGAGGAUAGAUGAUACCAACGAUAGCGAAUCAGAGUCAAGUAUGAGAAACCAAACUAGUCCACAUCAGAACAAUGCAGAAAAUGUCUAUACAACUGAAUACGUUGAUCUUCCCGCACCAAAGAAUUCACAAGGAAGUUCACCACCAUUAUUUACAAUUUCACACAUAAGUACGAUUUUAGAAGAUAGUUUUGUCAACCCUACGAAGAAAGGAAGGGGAAGACCAAGGAAAUACCCAUUAUCGACUGCCCCUCCUUCUGUGCUAAACAGCAAUCAGGAGCAACCCAUUUCAAAUUGUAUCAAAGUGAAGAAAAAAAGGAGGUCAUGGGUGGAUUUGUUCAUAUCAGAAAACGAAAACAAAAGGACAUCUAUGCGACUCAGAGAAAAAACACACAAAAAUACAAAUGAAGAUUAUAUGUUUUCCCAAAUGGAGCAUAAAAUUGAUACAAAUUUAAUGUGUGAAAUAUGUGACAAACCAUAUGUAUACGAAGGAAAAUUAAAAGCACACAUGAGAAAGAUACACAACAUAUCCGAUUAUGCUGUAAAUGAACAGUCAGAUUUUGAAAAAUGCCAAGAGAAUAGCAUAAAUACUGAACCUCAUAAUGAUAAUAUAGGGGAAAAAGCAACGUUAGCUAUUUCAAGUGUCUGCUCCCUUCAGAAUGUGAAUUCCAACACAACCGGGCUUGAAGAUUAUGAUAAAAACAAGGAUAAAGCACAGAUGUCAAAUCAAAUUAAUUGUAAUCCUGACGCUGAAGAAGGAAGUAGAACAACAGAGCAUUUAUCUUAUGAAGAAUUACGGAAAUUGCUACCCAAGGAAUGUUCCCUACAGCCAAUAGUUGUAGACUAUGAGGCACCGGGUGGUAAUUCUGAACCAAACAAAAUGAAAGUUUGCGUUUCAUCGAGUAAUACCGAAGAACUUUAUCAAAAUGACGAAGGGUCUGUUUCGGUAGGUCUGAAACAGAGCUAACAGCAUUGAAUCUUCAAUAUUUUAUAUUGCAGAUAUCCAAUACUGUAUUGAAAAGUGUGACCUGUUCACCUGUUGAGAAAAUAGAUGCGAAACAAUCAGUUUUAAAAUCCACACGUAAACAGAAAGAAUUUAAAGCUAGAAGAGCAAAGAAGAAGGUAGGAAUUAUAAAGUAUACAAGAGUGCGAAAACAGAAAUUUAAAGAUUCUCGCUAUUUUCCUGAACAAUCAAAAGUAAAACCAUCUGAUGCAGUUUCUCCUCCACUCAAGAACGAUAGCCAUCUUGCAUCUUUGAACAUUCCUCAAUUGAAUUCAGCGAUAGAAAUCAGUUUAAUAAGUAGUGAUAAGGUGAAUUCAUCCCCAAUCAUGUCGCGAG
Messenger RNA from Coccinella septempunctata (seven-spotted ladybird), 2594 nucleotides. Its product is annotated as zinc finger and BTB domain-containing protein 8A-like. Gene Ontology annotation, molecular function: RNA polymerase II cis-regulatory region sequence-specific DNA binding; protein binding; DNA-binding transcription factor activity, RNA polymerase II-specific. Gene Ontology annotation, cellular component: chromosome; nucleus. The record is from RefSeq and is a predicted model, not a curated record. NCBI's taxonomy places the organism in Eukaryota, Metazoa, Arthropoda, Insecta, Coleoptera, Coccinellidae. Gene Ontology annotation, biological process: regulation of transcription by RNA polymerase II. The transcript has 17 exons. Bases 360 to 2222 code for a protein of 620 amino acids.